AUGGACCUGACUGUAAGGUAAGAAUGCUCAAGUGUCCAUAACAUACAAUCAUGAUUGAAAGAACUCAUGAUUGCUGAUCAUGACAAACUGGAACUGAGAACAUUUCAAUACACUGACCAUAAUCCACGGGAUUUGGAAAACGAUAUAGACCCGGACAAUAAUUUCUUCUCCAAUAUCAACAGGGACUGUUACUACUACUCAGAUGAACCGUACAAUCAGACCAUUAAAUAGCUUCAAUAGCAGAAGUCUGUAUGCAAACUUCGAUAACAUCAAGGAAUAUCUAAGUCACUUCACUAAUCCAUUUAAAAUAGUUGCCAUAUCAGAAACAUGGAUCAACGCUAACAAAGGAAUGGAUUUUGAGCUGGACGGGUAUGAAUUUAACUAUAUAAACAGAAAGAACAAGAUUGGAGGAGGCGUGGCUAUGUAUGUGGAUAAAAACUUGAAUUUUAAAGUGGUAGAAAGUGUGACAACUGUGAUUGAUAACUUAUUAGAGUGCAUAACAAUUGAAAUCUGAAAAGAAAAAAACAACAAUGUGAAAAUUAGCUGUGUAACACCAGGCCUUUAGUAUGGAAGUUUUCACAAACUGGAUGGAAGAAAUGUUCUCAAAAACAAAUCAAAAAGGUAUCUUCAUCUGCAGUGAUUUUAAUAUUGAUCUGCUAAAUCCAAACAAGCACAAAAUCACUGACAAAUUCACUAACACGUUGUAUAGUAUGGGCUUACUGUAUAUCCAAAAAUCACCAGACCCAGCAGAAUCACAUCCCAUUGUGCCUCCCUAAUUGAUAAUAUAUUCACCAAUGACAUUGAAAAUAAGAGAAUGAGUGGACUACUAAUCAAAGAUAUCAGUGACCACUUACCAAUUUUUAGUCUAUGACAGCAACUACAAGACAAAUCAGCCAGAUGAAAAGACUCAAUACAGACGAGUGAGGACAGAGGAAACCAUGAGUGCAUUAAGGAAUGAAUUGCUAGCACAAUAUUGGGAAAUGGUAUACAGAGAAAACGAUGUUGAUCAUGCAUAUGAGUCAUUUUUAAGAAUUUUUCACAUCAUUGUAUGAUAAACACUGUCCGAUAAAACAAUACAGCAGAAAACAAAAAUACACAGAUCGACCAUGGAUUACAAAGGAAUUACAAAAUGCCUGUAAGAAGAAAAAUACACUCUAUAGAGCAUUCAUAAAACAAAGAACUAAAGAAGCCGAACACAAAUAUAAAAAAUAUAAAAAUAAGUUAACUAAUAUUAUAAGGGUAUGUAGGAAAGAAUAUUAUAGUAAAAUAUUACAUAAUAACAAAAACAAUAUUAAAGGAUUAUGGGACAUAUUAAAUAGUAUUAUUAAAAGUGGCUCCAGACAGCAAAGUUACCCUCAAUAUUUCAUUGAUAACAACUUUAAAAAGGACAAUAUGGAAGAGGUGGUUAAUAGUUUUAAUUAUUUUUUUAUAAGCGUUGGACCAAACCUGGCAGAAAAAAUCCCUAACCCAUGGUCAUCUGAGGUUUGGAAUAACAACCUUAUAGAUAGGAACCCCAGCUCAAUGUUUCUUACAGCAGUGGAUGAAAAAGAAAUAAUAGAUAUUGUAAAUAAAUGUAAAUAUAAAACAUCCACUGAUUGGAAUGAAAUCGAUAUGAAAAUUGUAAAAAUGGUCAUAAAGGGGAUUUCAGAACCACUAACAUACAUCUGUAACUUAUCAUUCCAAACUGGUAAAUUUCCUAACAAAAUGAAAAUAGCGAGCGUUCUGCCGCUGUAUAAAACUGGGGAUAGACACCACUUCACAAAUUACAGGCCUGUCUCAUUACUUCCACAAUUCUCUAAAAUAUUGGAAAAACUAUAACAGACUAGAGAAAUUCAUAGGAAAGCAUAAAUUACUUUCCGAAAGUCAAUACGGAUUCAGAACAAAUAGCUCAACAUCACUUGCAUUAAUUAAAUCAAUUAAGGAAAUCACAAACGCAAUAGACCACAAACAGUAUGCAGUUGGAGUAUUCAUAGAUCUUAGAAAAGCUUUCGACACAAUUAAUCAUAACAUAUUACUCAAAAAAUUGGAACAGUAUGGAAUCAGGGGGGUAGUAUUGCAUUGGGUGAGAAGUUACUUCGAAGACAGGAAACAAUUUGUGAAGUUGGGUGAACAUACAUUAUCAUGCUUGAACAUUGCUUGUGGCGUCCCCCAGGGGUCAGUUUUGGGUCCUAAACUGUUUAUCCUAUAUAAAAAUGACAUUUGUAAGGUAUCAAAGAUAUUAAAAUUAGUGUCGUUUGCUGAUGACACCAAUAUUUUUUGCUCCGGGGGUGAUUUAAACUAGCUACUGGAGACAGUCACUGCAGAAAUGUGCAAACUACAGAGUUGGUUUGACAGAAACAAGUUAUCAUUAAAUUUAGAUAAAACUAAGUUCAUGUUAUUUGGUAAUUGGUAAUUGAAGUAGGGGUACUCACGUUCAGGUGCAAGUAAAAGGCGUGGAUAUUGAAAGAGUUCAUGAAAAUAAUUUUCUUGGUGUAAUAAUAGAUGACAAAAUAAACUGGAAAUCUCACUCAAAACCUACGGAACAAACUGUCAAGAAGCAUCUCAGUACUCAGCAAAGCAAAACAUAUCCUGGACCACAACUCACUCCACAUUCUCUACUGUUCACUGGUUUUACCAUAUUUAAAUUACUGUGCAGAGGUUUGGGCCAAUACUUACAAAUGUACACUACAAUCACUAUCAAUACUGCAAAAAAGAGCCAUAAGGAUAAUUCAUGAUGCCGGUUACAGAGAUCAAAUAGACUAUUCUUGAAACAUACUAAAAUUCUCUGAUCUGGUUCACUAUCAAACAGCACAAAUUAUGUACAAAGCAAAAAAUCAUCUGCUUCCUGGAAAUGUUCAAAAAUUGUUUUUUAACAGAGAAGGGGGUUAUAAUUUGAGGGGAGUGAACAAUUUAAAACAUCCUUGUGUCCGCACAACACUAAGAAGUUUUCCAUUUCUGUAUGUGGAGUGAAGCUGUGGAACGGGUUGGGUGCAGAGCUGAAGCAAUGUCUAAGCAUCACGCAGUUCAAAAAGCCGUACAAAAACAUGGUUUUCACGGGGUAAAGGGAGAUUGAAGGGCUUUGUUGAUUAUCAGGUGUUUUUCACAGAUCAUUUAUUCACUUGUUUAUUGUCGUUGUCUGUAAAUAUGAACUUAUGUAAAUAUGAUGAGGUAUUGGUAUAUGUAAAUACACAGAACUGCUGACUAUUAUUGAGAAAGGAAAAGGUGUAGGAUUAAAUAAGCAUUUGUUUCUUCCUACUCCUUUUCGGACAUGUUAACAUUGUUAUGUUGUUUUGACUAUUUUGAUUUGGGGUUUUUUGUUUUCUUUGUUUCUUUAUUUUUAUCAUGUCCGAAAUAAAGCCUUCAAUCAAUCAACACCUGUGGAGUGGACAUCAAAGUGGUGACAUCGUAUAAAUACCUAGGUGUACAUCUGGAUAAUAAAUUGGAUUGGUCUAAGAAGAUAGACUUCAUCUACACAAAGGGGCAGAGCCACCUCUUUUGCCUGAGAAGACUCCGAUCAAUAGACAUCUGUAGUAAGACGCUGCAGAUGUUUUAUCAGUCUGUGGUGGCAAGUGUUCUGUUCUACGUUGCAAUCUGCUGGGUAAGAAACAUCAAACACAAAGAUGCAAGACUUCUUAACAAACUUGUGAAAAAGGCCGACUCUGUGGUAGGACUCAAGCUGGACUCAGUGGAGGAUGUGGAGGAGAGAUCUACACUGAGGAAGGUGGAGUCUAUUCUAAAGAACAUGGAUCACCCACUUCACAACACUUUGAUGGACCAAAGGGCCAAUGGUGGUGGAUGGCUCCUCUCUCUUCACUGCAGAACAGAAAGAUUCAGAAGAUCUUUUGUACCAACAGCCAUCAGACUUUAUAACUCUUAUGUAAAUAAUAGAUCACUUUUAUAGACAUAUUAUGUGAGACAACAGACAAUUGAAUUUCCCUUCGGGGAUCAAUAAAGUUCUUCUUCUUAUCAUUGUUAUUAUUAUUACCUGAUGUACAGGAUGUGGUCUGGUGUGUUUGCAUGUGUACAGGUAAAUCUGAGGGCUCUUAUUGGCUGGUUAGGUUCAGACUCUGAUAAUGGGAGAAUAAUGGAUUUUGAUUGGUUGUAAUUUUGUGUCUCUGCUGCUGAGAGUUUCCAAUGGCUGAUGAGGAGAAAACAGGAAACUGUGACAUCCUGUGUCUCACUUUCAUUUGAAGUCAUUUACCUCAGAUUACUGUUAGUCACUUAAGGUGACUGCAGAUUACUGUAGAUUAAGAAUAAGAAUGACUUUAUUUUAUUACUUAUUACUGCUGUAGGUGACUGUAGAUUUCUGUAUUUUUCUGUAGAGCAGCAGUUAUUUCAACCUCAGGAAAUGUCACCUGUCUCCCUCAGGACUUCUCAUUCAGUCCUUAGGGAUUGAUUCAUGCCCCUGUCAGAACACACCAGUGAAUAAUGAAGAUAUUUCACCCUACCUUUGAACAUCCUGAGCCUAAGUGUGUGGCUAACCCUACACUCUGCACUCUACACCAAUCAGACAGUGUGUUUUAUAUCUUUAAGUCAAACCAAUUUUUUUUCCUCACAGCUGGUCCUGGUAUUUAAGCAUCAUGGAGGAUAUCAACAUGGACUGUUGUAGCUCAGAGAAAUGUGGAAACCAGGAUAUGCAGACCCACGUAGACCUGGAGCUCCAGGAGCUCUCUGAUAAGAUCCUACAGCUUCUGGACAAUAAGCUACAGCACCACUUAAUAAUGGUCAGUGUCUCACUGUGCAGCUGAGCAUUAGCUAACAUGAAGCGGCUAACACAUUAGCUUUAGUGGGCAGAGGGGAGGUCUGAAACUGUCUGUGUCAUCAGUUAAACAGAGAUUUCAUCCCCGUUAAAUGUCCUCUCUCUGCCCCUGUUGAUUCUCCCCUCCUCUGCAGGACAAGCUGGAGAUCAUGCAGAGGAGUUCCUCCUACCUAGACAUCCAGCGUGAAGAUUUACCUCCUUCAGAGGAGCAGCAGCACACUUCUCCAAUGACCAACAGCACCCUGUGGUCCCUGAUUGACCAGCAGAGACUGAGCCGGGUCAAAGCCCUCACCCACACUCAGGUGAAGCUGAUCCUCACCAUGCUAGAGUUUCUUGCCCAGCAGAUCUUCAGCAACUGCAGGGAGCUCAUGGAUUUCACCAUGAGGCACAGUCAGGGUUUGUCAAACAGCAAUGAAACAGCUUCCAUACAGGAGAAGUUAGAGCAGACUCUGCAGCACAUGUCGGACUUUGACAGGAGGGUGGUUGACCAUCUGGGGCCUCUGAUUCUGCCCCACAAACUCAUCCCGAAUGAAGGGCACGUCUGCAUACCAAAACUCAGAGCAUAUUUCAUUGUCAAGCUGCCCAUUCACAUCAACAGGUCAGAGUCCAGAGCAACGUCCACCUCCAUGCACCUGUACUGGACUGAGUACAAGCCCCAGGAUCCCUUGGUGUAG
Xyrichtys novacula (pearly razorfish) is the source of this 5412-nucleotide messenger RNA. The record is from the annotation of a GenBank genome assembly. Lineage: Eukaryota; Metazoa; Chordata; Actinopteri; Labriformes; Labridae.